AUGUCGGGCAAAGACCGAAUCGAAAUCUUUCCCUCACGAAUGGCACAGACCAUCAUGAAGGCUCGAUUGAAAGGAGCACAGACAGGCCGAAACCUCCUGAAGAAGAAAUCCGAUGCCCUCACUCUUCGAUUCCGACAGAUCCUGAAGAAGAUCAUAGAGACUAAAAUGCUGAUGGGUGAAGUGAUGAGAGAAGCUGCCUUUUCACUUGCUGAGGCCAAGUUCACAGCAGGGGACUUCAGCACAACAGUUAUCCAAAAUGUGAAUAAAGCUCAAGUGAAGAUUCGAGCAAAGAAAGAUAAUGUAGCAGGUGUUACCUUGCCAAUAUUUGAACAUUACCAUGAAGGAACCGACAGUUAUGAACUGACUGGUUUAGCCAGAGGUGGGGAACAACUGGCUAAAUUAAAGAGGAACUAUGCCAAAGCAGUGGAACUACUGGUGGAACUCGCCUCACUGCAGACUUCCUUUGUUACUUUGGAUGAAGCUAUUAAGAUAACCAACAGGCGUGUAAAUGCCAUUGAACAUGUCAUCAUUCCCAGGAUUGAACGUACCCUUGCUUAUAUCAUCGCAGAGCUGGAUGAGAGAGAGCGAGAAGAGUUCUAUAGGUUAAAGAAAAUACAGGAGAAGAAAAAGAUUCUCAAGGAAAAAACUGAGAGGGAACUGGAGAAACGGAAGAUAGCUGGAGAGGUGACAGAGCCUGCCAAUCUUCUGGCUGAAGAGAAGGACGAGGAUCUUCUGUUUGAGUAA
Molecule: messenger RNA, 744 nt
Organism: Pipistrellus nathusii (Nathusius's pipistrelle)
Lineage: Eukaryota; Metazoa; Chordata; Mammalia; Chiroptera; Vespertilionidae
Source: the annotation of a GenBank genome assembly